This is a messenger RNA of Linum tenue, 3372 nucleotides long. NCBI's taxonomy places the organism in Eukaryota, Viridiplantae, Streptophyta, Magnoliopsida, Malpighiales, Linaceae. The record is from the annotation of a GenBank genome assembly.
GUAUUCCUUGAGGAAAUGAUGUAUAAUGUUUUAUUGAUUCCCUUCUGAUCAAUCGUAUUAUUAGAAUGAAUUAGUUAAUGACAAGUUGACAUACAACAUGGAUUGAAGCAAAGAACAAAUGAGCUAUAAAGUUGGCCUCCCGAAAAGAUGAAUAAUGUCCUUGUCUCGGAUUUUAAGUUACCCAACUGCAUCUCCUUCUCAAGUUGUGAAGAUUCCCUUCUUCGUUGACUCUUCCACCACCAACCUCUGUCUUCCUGUGGUUUUAGCAGCCGCUGAGUUUCCCUGGAAGCCAGCCAAACAAGAACAGUCAAAGAUGAUAGACUGACCAGUUCCAAGUAUGGAUCCAGUCUCCUUCAUUCCUUCUCUCUUUAAACCCAUCCCAUCCCUCCCCUCUCUUUUCCUCUUUGUCCUUCAUCUUUCUUCUAACCAAGUUUAGAUCCCAAAUUUACAUUCAAAAGUUCCCAUUUUCCCUUGCCCAUUUACUCUCUGCAAUCUUUCCCGUUACUUCAUUCGCCUCUGAAUCUAUCAUGGGAAGGAAUAAUCACGCCAUAGAUCACUGGAGCUCGUUCGGGGGAUCGGUUCACGGCCAGGGUCAAGAACCCUCUCCCUUCAACACUACCAGCAAACCCAAUCUCAGAGUUCUCCUCCUACAUGGGAAUCUCGACAUCUGGGUAAAGCAAGCCAACAACCUUCCAAACAUGGACAUGCUCCACAAGUCCUUCGGCCAGAUGUUCACCAAGCUCAGCAACAAAGGCCAAGCCCUCCGCGGCAAGAUACCAACCACCGACCCGUAUGUCACGGUAUCGCUGUCCGGCGCAGUGAUCGCCAGGACGUUCGUAAUCGACGACACCGAGAACCCUGUAUGGAUUCAGCACUUCCACAACGUCCCAGUCGCACAUUUGGCCUCCGAACUCCAUUUCAUUGUCAAGGACGACGACGUUGUGGGAUCGGAAGUCGUAGGAGCCGUCGCGAUCCCAGUUCAGGACCUCGUGUCUGGGAACAGGAUCGAAGGUACAUUCCCGAUCCUCGAUUCCAACGGAAAGCCAUUGAAGGCUGGAGCUACAUUGACCUUGUCGGUUGGGUUCAUCCCAAUUGAUGGAAUUGAGAUCUACAAAGCUGGAGCUCGGUCUAAAGUUGGUUACAAUGGAGUUCCUGGGACGUACUUUCCACUCAGGAAAGGCGGGAAGGUCACCCUUUACCAAGAUGCUCAUGGUCAUGAAGAUGCUCAUGAUGUCAAGCUCGAAGGCGGAGCUCGAUACGAGCCUAGGAGCUGCUGGGGUGAUGUGUUUGAGGCCAUCAGCAAGGCGAGCAGGAUGGUCUACAUAGCUGGUUGGUCUGUGAACUAUAAGGUGAAGUUGGUUAGGAAAGGGAGGAAUGAUUGCACAUUGGGGGAGCUUUUGAAAGCCAAGUCUCAGGAAGGUGUUAGAGUCUUGCUUCUUAUAUGGGAUGAUCCUACUUCAAGGAGUAUCCUGGGACACAAACAUGAGGGAAUCAUGGGUACAGGGGAUGAGGAAACUCGGCAAUAUUUCAAGGACUCGUCGGUACAGGUUCUGCUAUGCCCGAGGUCGCCUGAUCAAGGGCACAGUUUCAUCAAACAACAGGAAGUUGGAACAAUAUACACUCACCAUCAAAAGACAGUGAUAGUAGAUGCUGAUGCAGGACACAACAGAAGAAAGAUCGUAGCUUUCGUAGGAGGGCUCGAUUUAUGCAAUGGCCGGUAUGAUACUCAAGAUCACCCCAUUUUCAGGACAUCACAGACUCUCCACAGAGACGACUUCCACAACCCAACAUUCGCGGCACCAGGUGCUGGCUGCCCCAGAGAGCCAUGGCAUGAUUUGCACAGCAAGAUUGAUGGUCCAGCGGCAUACGAUGUCCUCACCAACUUCGAAGAGCGCUGGGCCAAAGCUUCCAAGCCUCGCGGACUUCAGAAGCUGAAAGGUUCACUAGAUGAUGCAUUGCUGAAGCUGGAAAGAAUCCCUGAAAUCCUUGGGAUUUCAGAAGUCGCCCAAAUGAGUGAACAUGAUCCUGAAGCUUGGCAUGUUCAGGUCUUCCGUUCCAUCGAUUCCACUUCUGUCAAAGGCUUUCCUGACAAUCCCAAACACGCAACAAGCAAGAACCUGCUGUGCGGGAAGAACAUACUGAUCGACAUGAGCAUCCACGCAGCCUACGUCAACGCCAUCCGCACAGCGCAGAACUUCAUCUACAUCGAGAACCAGUACUUCCUCGGAUCAUCCUACGGCUGGGACUCCUACAACAACCUGGGCGCCAACAACCUGAUACCGAUGGAAAUAGCGCUCAAAAUCGCCGAAAAGAUCAGGGCAAAUCAGAGAUUCGCCGCCUACAUUCUGAUCCCAAUGUGGCCGGAAGGCGUUCCCACUGGCGCACCAACACAAAGAAUCCUCUUCUGGCAGCAGAAGACCAUGCAAAUGAUGUACCAAACAAUCCACAACGCGUUAAUCGAAGUCGGGAUGGACAAAACCCACGAGCCCCAGGAUUACCUCAACUUCUUCUGCCUCGGAAACCGCGAAGCAAGCUCGUCGAAUUCGGCCCCCGCCGCAGGAUCGGCGAAUACCCCUCAGGAACAGAGCAAGCGGAGCCGGCGGUUCAUGAUCUAUGUCCACUCGAAAGGGAUGAUCGUCGACGACGAGUACGUCAUCAUCGGGUCGGCGAACAUCAAUCAGAGGUCGAUGGAGGGCACCCGCGACAGUGAGAUCGCGAUGGGAGGGUUUCAGCGGCGGCAUAGCUUGGGGAAGAACGGGAAGCCUGCCCGCGGGCAGGUAUAUGGGUACAGGAAAUCUCUGUGGUCGGAGCAUACCGGAGGGCCGGUGGAAGAAGAGUGCUUCGACCGGCCGGAGAGCGUGGAGUGUGUGAGGAGGGUGAGGGCGAUCGGAGAAGAGAACUGGCGGCGAUUUGCAGGGGAGGCGGUGGUGGAGAUGAAGGGUCACCUGAUGAAGUAUCCUGUGGAAGUGGAUUUGAUGGGCCGGGUUGGGCCGCUUCAUGGGUUUGCGACGUUCCCGGAUGUUGGUGGGAAUAUCUUGGGCUCGUAUAUACCUUUGCAGCAGAAUCUGAAUAAUUUGGGCUCGUCGAUAGCCAUUCAGGAAAAUGUGAAUAGUUUGGGCUCGCUGAUACCCAUUCAUGAGAAUCUCACCAUUUGACCAAGAUACCACCAGGGGAAUUUUGUUUUUUUUAUUUUAUUUUUGUGUUUAUAACCUCUCAACCUUUUUUCUAAUUAAUAUACUGUGGGUUUUAGGUUUAGUGUUUUACGUUUUAUGUUUUGGUGUAUAAUGGUGACUUUUAAGUUUAGUGUAGUUUUUGGUGUAUUAUGUUGACUUCUUUGGAAGUUAUUCACUUUUACACGGCUUUGUACUGAAU